CCAGAGCCGAGCGGGACCGUCCAAGGGAAGGAGCGCGCCAGACGCAGCCGGCCCGGCCAGCGCUCGCACGGCGCGGGGCUUCGCUGCCGCCGCGGAGGACCGGCUGACCUCCUCCCCCACCCAGACCCCAUGGCGACCGGGCGACUUUAGAGGAGUUCGGGGGCUCUGUCGGGAUCUGGGCAAUUCCGGAUCCGGCGAUCCCUGCUCUCGCCUCGCCCUGUCAUUGAUGGGAAAUCAACUGGAUCGCAUCACCCACCUGAAUUACAGCGAGCUGCCAACCGGGGACCCUUCGGGGAUCGAGAAGGACGAGCUGCGCGUCGGGGUGGCGUACUUCUUCUCGGAUGAGGAGGAGGACCUGGACGAGCGAGGGCCUGCCGACAAGUACAGCGUGAAGGGCUCCGGCAGCCCGGCCCACGAGACCCCCACCCACCACCACCACCCGCCGCAGCUGGUGCUCAGCGAGCCCCAGUUCUCCGCCUUCCGCGGGCAGGAAUGCAUCUUCUCCAAAGUCAGCGGCGACCCGCAGGCGGGGGACCUGAGCGUCUACCCGGUCUCGGCCCUGCCUGCCCUGUGCCAGCCGGGGGACUUGCUGGAGCUCGUCUACCUGGGGCCCUCCGACCACCCGCCGCCGCCGCCGCACUGGGCGGUCUACGUGGGCAGCGGGCAGAUCAUCCACUUGCACCAGGGCCAGAUUCGCCAGGACAGCUUGUACGAGGCGGCGGCGGGCAACGUGGGCCGGGUGGUGAGUAGCUGGUACCGCUACCGCCCCCUGGUGGCCGAGCUGGUGGUGCAGAACGCCUGCGGCCACCUGGGCCUAAAGAGCCCUGAGAUCUGUUGGACGAACUCGGAGAGCUUCGCCGCCUGGUGCCGCUUCGGCAAACGGGAGUUCAAAGCCGGCGGCGAGCUCCAGCCGCCCUCGGGCUCGCAGCCCGCGCAGCAAUACUAUCUCAAGAUCCACCUGGCCGACGACAAGGUGCACACGGUGCGCUUCCACAGCCUGGAGGACCUCAUCCGGGAGAAGCGCCGCAUCGACGCCGGCAGCAAGCUGAGGGUGAUCCAGGAGCUGGCCCUCGUGGAUGACAAAGAAUGAGCGUUAAAUAAAAGAACCCUUUUUAAAAAGCGGAGCCCAGCGAGAAAGGGACGCAGGAGGGGAGCCGGCCCGGCCGGCGCGCCCAAGAAGCCCUCCUCUGGGACUCGCUUCCCACGUGGCGGGCGGCCCCGCUCUCCCCACCCGCCUCCCCAUUCAGGAAAACGCCAUGGCAACAUUCCAAGCGAAACCAGCGUCAGCCCUCCCCUUCCCAUUGGCCGCUGUUUGGUUCGCGUUUGACUAAUCAUAGUAAUAAUAGGGGGGCGUGGACGCCGUGUCGUCAGCCGAGGUUCUGCCCAGCCCCUCCUGGCAGCCCCUCUCGACCCCUCUCCCCAGCGUGCUUAAUAAAGUAUCGAAUUGAUUUUUCUCC
Messenger RNA from Eublepharis macularius, 1457 nucleotides. It is a transcript of the gene LRATD1, whose product is annotated as LRAT domain containing 1. The transcript has 2 exons. The record is from RefSeq and is a predicted model, not a curated record. Lineage: Eukaryota; Metazoa; Chordata; Lepidosauria; Squamata; Eublepharidae. Bases 227 to 1090 code for a protein of 287 amino acids.